GUUACCUCUGAGGGGGUGUUUCAUCUGCUCAGUAUUUCCUUUUUAUUUGUGAGGAGACUUGAUUGCCUCAAGCAUGAUGCGAAAAUACUUUAUUUUUCUACUGUUUAUUUGGACCUCAUGCCCUUUUGCCUCAGGAAACACAACAAAUCACCUUCAAUUCUCGCUGGGAUGUCAAGCUGUGAUACCGUGUCAACAAUACGGAAGUGAUUCAAACUCUUUCUACUGGUUUUACAAGAAAGAUGAACGUAGCAAACAAAUUCAGUUAUAUUUUAAAGAUAAGAACGGAAUCGAACACCAUCACCAGCUCCGAUCCAGAAUGAAGGUGCCGCGCAAUGGUUCCUUGGUCAUUGAUCAUUUCACAGAGAAUGAUCAAGGCCUUUACUGGUGUGAAUAUUGUUUUCCAAACCAUUGUGGGAAUAAACCGACAACAGUCAUCAGCGUGAAGAAAGAAAGUCUGAAUGAAACUCGUAAGAUAUUCUACGUUAUUGCAGGCAGCAGUUUUACUCAUGCAUUUCCGGGUGAAUUGACUAACUUAAAAUGGACAUUUGAAGCAAGUAACAACUCGAAACAAGGCCCAGAAUCAGACUUUAGGACUUCCAACAAGUCUGUACACAUUGCAAAUGUCAAAAGAGCAGAUGCUGGGAAAUACACUUGCUGGAAACAUGGAUGUGACGGACACAGGCAGAAGCUAUUUACCAUCAACUUGUGUGUCAUUACGGUACACGACAGUGAGGAUUCACCUGUUUCUUGUGUUGUGAUGUGUGACGAGGAAUUCAGUAACAUCAAACCAAACAGCACAUUAAAUGUGGAGACAGGCACAAGGACGAUAUCAGUGCUUGUAGCUCCAAAUGGGUCUUUAAAUUGCAGUGCAAAGCAGAUGUUUGAUGGAUACAGUACAGUUAACAGCACUCACAGACCAUCAAAUGCUUCAAACAAAACAACAGAUAUACCUACAGAGCCUGAAUAUCCGAUUGCAGUUAUUUAUGGAACAUCAGCAGCUCUUACAUGUCUUAUUUUAAUGGCACUUUUCAUUUGCUACUUCAGACCAAGAUUGCGGGCAGCGUUUCCUGUUCACUUUUGUGUCUGUGGCUUCAACGGCACGGUGGAAGAGGAGAAAGACGUGGUUUAUUCAUCAAUUAUCAUCACGGGACCUGCGAAGACAACAAACAAUCAUAUGACUUACAGUGACAGUAGUUGUGUCUAUAGUGAAAUAAAAGUAAAUAGAGAAAAGGUUCCAAAUUAAGAUGUUCCAUACAUGCCACUAUAAUAAUAGCUCACUUGUAUUUCAUGAGAAAAAAUGUUUGUGACUUCACCCACGUGGGUCUGAAGGGGAAUUUUCAAGCAUUUGGUUGAUUUGUUUGAUUAGGAAGUUUCCUAACUGGGUGAAAUCCAAGCAGCAGUCAUAAUGAGAGCUGAUUUAAUACUACACAAUUAAAAAAGUAAUUUAUUAGUUACUUUCCUUUUUUUCAAACACAGGAACAUCCUUUCCAUAAUUCCUCACUCCAACAUGACUGAUAAUUUCAAGCCAAAAUAUUUAUACAGUAUAUUAGUCGAGAGAACUUUAAUGAGAAACUUCUGGUUUGAUACUAAUGACUGAUAAUGUGUUUUAUGGAGAACAAAAAUAUCACUUGUGUCUUUAGAUACUGUAGCUACAGUGCAUAAAGUGGAAAGUAAACUAACAGUCCUACAUUCAUGCAUGUAUUGUAUAUCAGUACAAUAUUGUACUUUACUUGAGUAUUUAUAUUGCUAGCCAGGGAGAUAUAGGCCUCUGUAAUCUACCCUUUUACUUCACUACAUGAAGUAGGCUAGUUAAAAUCCUCUCCAUCUACAACAAUUGGCCUAUUGUGGCUUGCAUGCUAAUGAGUAAUCAGCAUCAGUAAUAAUAAAGCAAUGAUAGGCUAUAAUAGUUUAACAGUACGAAGAGUACUUUGAUACUUUCAGCACAUUUUGUAUUUACCUCUGCACUUUUAGGAAAUGUUCUGUAUGCAGCACUUUUAUAUGGAAUGGUAAUAAAGUACUUUU
Messenger RNA from Sebastes umbrosus (honeycomb rockfish), 2022 nucleotides. RefSeq lists its product as uncharacterized. The record is from RefSeq and is a predicted model, not a curated record. Lineage: Eukaryota; Metazoa; Chordata; Actinopteri; Perciformes; Sebastidae. The transcript has 7 exons. The coding region runs from base 74 to 1243 and encodes 389 amino acids.